Messenger RNA from Mirounga angustirostris (Northern elephant seal), 9473 nucleotides. RefSeq names its product lysine demethylase 7A (gene KDM7A). Gene Ontology annotation, molecular function: histone demethylase activity; transcription coregulator activity. NCBI's taxonomy places the organism in Eukaryota, Metazoa, Chordata, Mammalia, Carnivora, Phocidae. The coding region runs from base 86 to 2914 and encodes 942 amino acids. The transcript has 20 exons. The record is from RefSeq and is a predicted model, not a curated record. Gene Ontology annotation, biological process: regulation of transcription by RNA polymerase II; protein demethylation.
CUGCAGGAGGCGGCGCUGGCUGGCGGCUGCGCUCGCUCCAGUCGGCGAGCGGAGCAGCGAGCGAGCGUGUGUGUGUUUUUUAAAGAUGGCCGGAGCGGCGGCGGCGGUGGCCGCGGGAGCAGCAGCUGGAGCCGCCGCGGCAGCCGUGUCGGUGGCGGCUCCGGGCCGGGCCUCGGCGCCCCCGCCGCCCCCGCCGGUGUACUGUGUGUGCCGGCAGCCGUACGACGUGAACCGCUUCAUGAUCGAGUGCGAUAUCUGCAAGGACUGGUUCCACGGCAGCUGUGUUGGUGUAGAAGAACAUCAUGCUGUUGACAUUGACCUUUAUCACUGUCCCAACUGUGCAGUUCUACAUGGUUCCUCCUUGAUGAAACAGAGGAGGAACUGGCACAGGCAUGACUACACAGAGGUUGAUGACGGUUCCAAACCGGUGCAGGCGGGGACGAGGACUUUCGUGAAGGAAUUACGUUCUCGAGUCUUCCCAAGUGCCGAUGAAAUCAUUGUAAAGAUGCAUGGCAGCCAGCUGACACAAAGAUACCUGGAGAAACAUGGAUUUGAAGUUCCUAUUAUGGUCCCCAAAUUAGAUGAUCUAGGACUCAGGCUCCCUCCACCUGCUUUUUCUGUCAUGGAUGUGGAACGCUAUGUAGGUGGUGACAAAGUGAUAGAUGUCAUUGAUGUGGCAAGGCAGGCAGACAGCAAGAUGACCCUUCACAAUUAUGUUAAAUACUUCACGAAUCCUAACAGACCAAAAGUGUUAAAUGUGAUCAGCCUUGAAUUUUCAGAUACAAAGAUGUCUGAAUUGGUGGAGGUCCCUGAUAUAGCCAGAAAACUUUCCUGGGUGGAAAAUUAUUGGCCAGAUGAUUCAGUUUUUCCCAAGCCAUUUGUUCAGAAAUAUUGCUUAAUGGGAGUUCAAGACAGCUACACAGAUUUCCACAUUGACUUUGGUGGAACUUCAGUUUGGUACCAUGUCCUCUGGGGUGAGAAGAUUUUCUAUUUGAUAAAGCCAACAGAUGAAAACUUGGCACUUUAUGAGUCUUGGAGUUCAUCUGUGACCCAGAGUGAGGUGUUCUUUGGAGAUAAGGUGGAUAAAUGCUACAAAUGUGUGGUAAAGCAGGGACAUACUUUAUUUGUUCCUACAGGGUGGAUUCAUGCUGUGCUCACAUCUCAGGACUGUAUGGCUUUUGGGGGGAACUUUCUGCAUAACCUUAACAUUGGCAUGCAGCUCAGGUGUUAUGAGAUGGAAAAAAGGCUAAAAACACCAGAUCUUUUCAAAUUCCCUUUCUUUGAAGCCAUAUGUUGGUUUGUAGCCAAAAAUUUGCUGGAAACCUUGAAAGAACUGAGAGAAGAUGGUUUCCAGCCUCAGACUUACCUAGUACAGGGAGUGAAAGCACUGCAUGCUGCUUUAAAGUUAUGGAUGAAGAAAGAACUUGUAUCUGAACAUGCCUUUGAGAUCCCAGACAAUGUCAGACCUGGACAUCUUAUUAAAGAACUUUCAAAAGUAAUUCGAGCAAUAGAGGAGGAAAAUGGCAAACCAGUUAAAUCUCAGGGAAUUCCUACUGUGUGUCCAGUUUCACGAUCCUCAAAUGAAGCAACUUCCCCAUACCAUUCCCGACGAAAGAUGAGGAAACUUCGAGAUCAUAAUGUCCGAACUCCUUCUAACCUAGACAUCCUAGAGCUCCAUACAAGGGAGGUUCUCAGAAGGUUAGAGAUGUGUCCAUGGGAAGAGGACAUCUUGAGCUCUAAACUGAAUGGAAAAUUUAACAAGCAUCUCCAGCCAUCUUCCACGGUACCUGAAUGGAGGGCAAAAGAUAAUGAUCUACGGUUACUGCUGACAAAUGGAAGGAUAAUUAAGGAUGAGAGACAACCCUUCGCAGAUCCAAGUCUUUAUACAGCAGAUAGUGAAAAUGAGGAGGACAAGAGAAGGACAAAAAAGGCAAAAAUGAAGAUGGAAGAGAGUUCAGGAAUAGAAGGGGUGGAGAAUGACGAGUCUCAAAAACCAUGUAACAGGUUUUUUACAAGUGUGAAAUCAAAACUCAGGAAUCGAUCAUCAGAAUAUUCUGAUAUUUCUGAUUCAGAAGACUCUGGACCUGAUUGCAAUGCACUGAAAAAUAAUUUUACCACUGAAGAGUCUGAAAGUUCAGGUGAUGAAAAGAAACAAGAAAUAACAUCCAACUUCAAGGAGGACUCUACUGUGAUGAGGAACUUCCUUCAGAAGGGCCAGAAGCCAUCUAGAAGUGAAAUUCCAAUUAAAAGGGAAUGUCCUACCUCGACGAGCACAGAGGAAGAAGCUAUUCAGGGCAUGUUGUCUAUGGCAGGGUUGCACUACUCCACAUGUUUACAGAGGCAGAUACAAAGCACAGGCUGCAGUGGUGAAAGAGACUCUCUCCAGGAUCCCGGCGGCUGCCACAGCAGUAACCAUGAGGCUAGACAGGUGUAUCGCUGUGAUAAACCAGUGGAAUAUGGGUACCAUGUCAAGACCGAAGAACAAGACUUGAGGAGCUCUUCCUGGAUUAAACAAUUCGAUACAACUUCCAGAUUUCAUCUUCAGGAUCUAAGUAGAGGCCAGAAAUGCAUCAAAAAGGAAGGUUCAUCAGAAAUCAGUCAGAAGGUACAAAGUAGGAAUUCUGUGGACAGCAGUGGCUCAAGCCCUCAAAAUGGGAAGUAUACGCAGAAUUCAAGCUUGAUUUCAGGGGCGUGCCAGAUAAAUAAUGGCAGCAUAAGCCCAGAAAGGCCAGUUGGUGAAACUACCUUUUCAGUGCCCCUUCACCCCACCAAGAGACCUGCAUCAAAUCCACCACCUAUCAGCAACCAGGCAACAAAAGGUAAACGUCCAAAAAAAGGAAUGGCAACAGCCAAACAACGUCUUGGGAAGAUCCUCAAGUUGAACAGAAAUGGCCAUGCCCGUUUCUUUGUGUGACGAGCUGCUGUUGUGGCCACUCUUCCCUCUGGAGACAGACCGGUCUCGGAGGCGCGCGAGCCUGGCGCUGCCGGCGCGCCCCCGCCGGAGCAGUUUGCAUGUACAGUAGAGAGCACUGCCUGAAGAACAAAAUGAACCAGAUGCUGCAUUUUCACUGUGCCACACCCACUCAGCAAUAACCGUUCUGGACCUGGUGGGGGAGAGGAAGAAGGAGGGUAGAACCUUAAAAGGAGACCUUGAACUGGAAAAGGUCUCUUGUCAGGGCUUGAAUUUCAUUUUGUUGUUGGUAGUGUCUUGAUUUAUUUUCAGUGGUAGGGUAAAGAAUUAUCAAUAAUUUAUUUAACAGAUUUUUUUUUUAAAGUUAACAGCUUUUAAAUUCUUUCUUUUUUAAAGCUAUUUAUUUGGAAGAUUUCUGGAGAACUGUCUCACUAAUUUAGAUUUAAGAAUGUGAAAGUUUUUAAAUUAUUUUUGAUAGUGUGUAUGUUACAUGUGGGGAAGAGCCACGGUAACAGUAACUAGUCUGGACUCUUAAAUUUGAUAUUCAGGUUAAAGUCUUAAACAGGGAUUUGAUGCAUUAAUUAUUUUAAAUUAAGAUGUAUAUGAAAAUCAUUUUAUUUUAUAUAUUUCAUGUGUUUUUUAUAAGCUAUUAGCUUCGCUUUUGCUAACAUCCAAGGUGCAUACUGUUAUCCAGGUCGAUUACCUUAUAUCCCACCUUCCCUCUGCACUCCCCAUCCUUUUGUGACGACGCAACAAGACUCUUCUCUUUGCAGGGAAACACUUUCAUAGCCAACGUGUAAGAAUUACAUAAAAGAUCCCACGUUUCUCUUUCGUUUGACAUUGCAGUUUUCUUCUAAUUCUAUAAAAAUAGGCUUCUUGCAUUUUCAUUUUUGCUGAUGAUAUCUGGGUCCCAAAGAGAACAGCUUUAAUAUCUUUUUCCUACUUGUGGGAAAAGGGUUAUAAGUUUGGUUAAAUUGUCGCGUUUAUAGUUUUUCAAAAACAUUUGUAACUACAGAGGGCCUUCUUCACACUGCUGGUGUUGGAGGGCAGGACGGGCACCUGCCCCAGAGGUUAUAUUUUAUGACGCUCUUAUUCUGUGUACCUAACUUGUUGGAAAAUAAUGAGAUAUGGUUUGACUUAGUAUAUUCAAAUCUGCAUAAUCCGUAAUAUAAUAGGACUAUACUAUAUUAAGUUGUACAGAAGCAAGCAUGUUGGAGUAGGUCUUUUGGGUGUAUGUGUGUCUAGUUUCUUACUUCUUCACCUUCUAAAGAAUUAUUUAAGAUACAGAUUUGGAGUAAAAUGGGUGCUUCUUGCAGUUUCUUCCAUCUGUCCUAACUUAACCAGUGCAUAUUGAGAUUAAGUAUCUGGUUGAGCUUUAAGGAAUCAUUUCUCUCCUUUAUGCACAGUUCUUACUAAACGCCAGUUUUCGGUUGCUCGCAAUAGCUUAUAUUUUCCCUUUUCCUCCCCAUGGCAUAAAAAGAAGUGAUUUCUGGGGCUGGGGUGAAGAUAUUCCCAAUUCUGACAAAAGAGCAUUUUACAAAUUUCUACAAAGAAAAUAGAGGCAAAUAGGAUAAAAUUUAUUUUUAUGGAGAAGUAAUAUGGCCAUAUUAUGGAUUUGUCUCUUUUUUACUCAGCAAGGUAGCAGGACUUUCCCUUCUGUAUUAAGUAUCACUUGAAGCUCUAAGAAAAAAAAUCUAUACCAUCAUCUUUCAUGGUUGCAUUCAGAUGUGUAUUUUCAAAGAGAAAUAUUUCUUAUUCUGUCUCCAUUUCAAUAUCUCAUGGAAUAAGUACAAAAUAGCUUAUGGAUUAACCUUUUUGGUCCAAGUGACUGGACCAAAUUCUGGGACUUAUCUGGGUGUCAGGAAAAACAAUUUUUAUGGAAACACUAAGUGUCUGUAAAGGGCCUACUUAGACUCUGUCUACACUUUGCCAAAACUGGUUAAGAGAUGGAUAUAAUCAGUCAUUUGGUCAUUGGAUCUCAAGAUUGUCAAAAGUCGGGGUUUGACUGAUUUUCCUACCUCCCAAUAUAUUAUUGUGAUGUUUUGGUUUUCUGUAGACACCGUUUUAGUGUUAGAGUUCACAUGAUUUUGUUUUGGUUUAAGAGAUCAGAAUUAUAAUUCGUUCUUCCAGCUACAUCAUGAUCUUGGGUUCUUUUGUUUUCUUAACAUUUUUCAUAGCUCUAAGUAUUUCUAAUUACCUGACUUCUUUUCUUUAGCUAUAAAAAUUAAAAUCAAUUUAUUUUUAUAAAUUAAGAUGGUGACCAAUAUCUGCCCUGUGUACUUAGGCCAAUAAAUCUAAUUUUAAGUAGCCAGUAUGUGUAAGUAUUAAGUGAAGGUACUGUGGAUUCACUUUUGGCAGGUUUAGCCCAUGAACUGGCUAAGUUAAAAAAAACUUGCAGUAAGAUAAUCUAAGCACUAUAACAGAAUCAUGUGUCUUUCUCCAAAUUGGUGAAAAUUCAGCCUACUGGCCCAGUGAGUGGCCUGGUCAAACUUGUUCUAAACUUACUGGCUCUGAUGCAUCCCUUUAUGUCAUGGAAGUGGCUGGACUUUGAGGUGACUGCAGCCUGGGUCUGGAUUCAGCUGUGAUAGACAACCUCUCAUGUUUUCCUCAAUCUCGUUUAUAAACCCUUCUACCACACAGACACUGCAGUUUAGACAAGGAGACAACAGUGGUGGCAUUUAGCUAGUUAGGUGCAAAUAAAUAGGUAAAACAGUUGGACUUAACGUAUGCGAUUUUAAUGGCAGUAGUAGAUAAUGAUUUUUCUGUAUUGAUUCAAGUAAGUGACUUCUGUUAACCUGGGAUCCCCGGUACUGUAACUCAUAAUGUCACAUAAGGACAUUAAGGAAGUCAGGACUGAUUAAGGAAGUCAACAGUACAAAACUGGCAGUUUAUAGUAGUGCAGCAUCCUAGAAAUACACUGAAUUUCAUAAGCAUACAGAACUAAAAAUCUGACUGACAUCAUAGAAACUCAGAGAAAACAAGACCAUUGUUAUCACGACUUAAAUACUUAGCUUGAAUACUGAUCUAUUUUUUAACAAUCCUAAUGAUUGCCUUUUAAAUGAACUCUACUGUAUUGACCUGUAUGAUGGCAGCAGGUAUUUAUCCAACGUCUGUGUGCCCAGUACGACUUAGCACUGUGGGGGAAUAUAAAGCUGAAGUUGGGGUCUCUGCUCUUGAAGGUAUCUUCUCCAAGAAAUAAGCAGUAUUAUUUUCAUUUCUCAGCAAACUUUAAGCAAAAGAGGGCCCACGUAUUAAGAAAAAUAGCAUAACUUUAUUAGUUUCAACUGAAAUGUACAACUGUAGAAGUGGAAGUACAUUUUUUUUUUAGUUUUUAAAAUUUAAGAAACAUUUCAAAAGUUAAUAGUUUAAUGUUCGUAAUAGAGAGGUGUGGUAUAUAGCAUGGAAGGGAGCACGAACCUGGGUUUUUGUCCAAGUUCUGUCAUUUAUGUAUCAACUGUGUGACCGUAAAUAAGUCACUUACUCUUUCUGAGUCUUGGUUUUCUCAUUUGUAAGUUUGGAUAAAAAUGGUGGUUAAGAAAAACAUAGAAAAGCAUUCCUUAAUUAUUAACACUUUUUAUACUUGCAGAUAAUUUAUCAUGAUUUAAGUUACAACUGACAAUGCACAUUUAUAUGCUUUUUUAAGUGAAAACUAUUACUCAUAAAAUUUGUUUCAUAUCAAGUAUAUAUAUGCCCAGAGCAUGCUACCUAAAACCUCUGAAGAAUUGCUAACAAGGUGUUGAAUUAAAAUCAGAAUCCAUGCUUUGAAGUGAAAGAAAAAGAAGUGCGAUAGUUUAUGGAUAAGAGUGAGAACGUUUAUCCCCAAGUGAUCAUUAAGAUGAUUUUAAGGAAUUCAAAGAUGGUUUUAGGUUUUGCUCAAAGAGGAAUUAGCACAGUACUGCUCCACAGAUUCUGCCUACUCUUCAGGCACUAGAUAAAAGUUGGGGUCUCUGCUCAAAUAAGUCAUGGAAUUAAAAUGCUGUAGCAACUACCCAAGGAGCUAGGGAAAAAAUAGAAGGUAUUCAGAAGAUGGGAACCAACAAAGACAGCUCAGGGUUGGCUAACAGCAGCUUGUUGGGUAGAGGGAGAAAGCACUGUAGUGCUGGGCAGGAGACCUGACUGGACAUCUUCAAAGGAGAAGAUUCUGCCCUUUUCAAGAGAUGCUGUCUAUAGUCAUAGGGCUACUCCCCAAAGAGGGGAUGAGUAAUUGUACGGCCCACUUGACUACUGCCAGAAGUAUCUAUUGCAGCAUGUAAGCAUUUUGCAAUUUCAUAUUAAGAAAUGAAUAAUGUAAAUCUGAAAAUUUUUCAAAAGCUCAUUUCCCCCCAUUAACUAUUAAGCUAAUUGCUCCCUCCGAAAAGAGAAGCUAAAAAUCAUCAGUCAUUUUCAGAUAUCCUAGGCCUUUAUCUAAAGCAAUCUUGAGAAGGUUGAGCUUCAAAUUGUGAGCCUAGGAAAAGAGUGUUGCCAGUAAAUAAAGGAGACAAAUGAAAGCCAGGAGGGCAGUGACUCACCUGGGGUCACAGUGAACCCUUAGACCUCAGGUACCUUGCCUCCUCAGCCUCUGUUGUGUGACACUGUGCAUCCUCUGCUCAUCCAGUGGUGGAUGAUGAUCACACGCUUACUACAAGUCAGGUGGAAAGAAGGGGGGACAAAUAAUAUACUUACUACGUUGCUGAUGAACGUAAUGUAAUUUUAAUACUGUAGCCUUACUAAAAACCCUUUUGUUUUGUUUUUCACUGAACGUCAUGCCGUAAGUCAAAUAUUUGAUACCCUUACAUAAACAAAAAUUUUAAAGUAAGGUCGUUAAGCAAAUGCCUGCCUAUCCAAAGCAAUUAGCUUAUCAUGACUGUGGUUUUAUUCUUUUAUAGUAUUUCUUCCCUUUAUAAUGGGUAGGGAAAAUAAUACUCACUUGCCUGCAUUCUACCCCUUAGACUCUCCCACUCACCCUUGGUGCCCUUUCUGGUGUCCUAAAGCUUUGUCUUAAUAAGUGCAAAAUUAAAUUUUUUGUUAAAACCUUUUUGAAACUGUAUUCAGUGAUUCUUCCAAGUUUAUCUGCUCUGCACUAUUUCACUAAUAAACCCUGGCUACCACGUAGCCCUUGACCUCCAAGUAGUUUACCUAUGCAAGCCCUGUGACAUUCUGAAUUCACUUUUCUUUAUUUCAGAAAGCAGUCCUAAAGGGAACUUAAUCAUAAAGAUAAACCUUGCCUCCACCCAGUUUUAUUUUGGCCAUUUCCUUUUCUAAAUGUCAGCUCUUUUUCCCCAAGAUUUUUCACCAAAACAAUGAUCAUAAGUGCUGGAAAAUAUAACAUUUUGCAGGAAUAAAGUAACCCAGACAUACUUUUACAUUUCUUUGGUGGAUUUUGGUUGGUAACAGUUACCAGCAUUAAGUGUGAUAUAUAAUGAGGAGUUGAUUUCUUGCCUAGAAUCAUUUCUUCCUUCUAAGAUUCAUUAAGUAACCUUUUAUUUUUACAAAGCAUACAUAGAACUUCCACAUUAUAGUCAGGGACCUGAGGUGUAACUUGCUAAGUGAACCCCAAGGUUAUUUUAUCUUGCAAAAGAAACCUAAACCAAACUAAGGGCCUUACAUUUAUGGUUAGACUGAAUCAAAAGCUAUAACCUCAGUUUUUUCAAAAAACAGCUUCUGACUGCAAAAGCAAGUCACGCAGUUGUUAGGUAUGGAAUAGCACUGAUCAGGAAACACAUAUGCAUCUUUGCAGACUGUAUUUCCUUCCGAAAAGACUUUUCUACUUUUAAUAUAAAUUAAGCCAUAACAGUUUCAUGCUGUGGAAAGAGGGUGAAAAGGUUCAUUUUAAGAGAUUAUAUAAUAUGAAUUUUCACAUUUACUGUGAAAUGUCUAACUUUGCCAGUGCUUCAGCAGGUUUUUUUUGGGGGGUGGGGGUGUAGAGGGUGGCGAUGUGGGGGUAGUAUUGGUUUUAGGGGUUCUAAAUCUGUGAAAUUUGAAAAGGGGACAGUUGUUGGCUAUGGUACUUACUAGUUUUGUAGUAAUGUUUUGCUAGCCAGACUGACUUUCCUUAACUGAUUUUUAUGCCCAUGGUCCAAGGUGACUGUUACCCUUUCUUGUUUGGGGUGUCUGCGGAGUAGUGUCUUGUCUGUUUGUAUAGGCAGUCAGUAUGUGUGCACAUGUGUGUCCUUUGAAUACAGAAGCACACGGUGUGACAGCAGAGUGGGGUGUGGCUGGGAAAUGGGAUGCUGAAGCUUUAAGAGCAUUUUUUUUUUUUGAUUCAUAACAGUAUUUCCCAUCUUUUGCCUGCAGGCAGGGAAAGUGUACAGUAUUUAUUUUGUUUCUGUUUUAAAUUUGUAAGUCUUUAAGUAGCUUACAUUGGUUAUUAUAGAGGAGGACAGUGACUUGUUUAAAGUUGUAUUUAGUAUUCUUACUUUCCAAUUUCUGUAUUUUAAAAUAUUGAAAUUAAAAUUGUAUUACUUCUGUUUUGAUUUUUUUAGCACUCGGUGUAUUUUUUGCUCAUUUUGUUUGAAAGUAUAAAUGUUGAAAGUUGUAUAAAAUGUGUCUUUGAAAGAAAAAAAAAAUCUGAAUUCUAUAUCCA